Brassica rapa (field mustard) is the source of this 3993-nucleotide messenger RNA. RefSeq lists its product as uncharacterized. Lineage: Eukaryota; Viridiplantae; Streptophyta; Magnoliopsida; Brassicales; Brassicaceae. Gene Ontology annotation, biological process: signal transduction. The record is from RefSeq and is a predicted model, not a curated record.
GUGUAUUUCAAUUCUCGUCGCUUGAAUAUUCCCCACCAUGGCUCUCCUUGUCCAUCAAUUGUUCCAUUCUCAUCUUUCAAUUCAAAAAUUGCAAUUCGGUUUUGAAAAUCUUUGGAUUUGAUCUUGGUUAAUUUCAGUGUUUUUAAAACUGGACCAAUCCGGUGGUUGAACCGGAUUCGACCAUGAACCAAUUACAUAACCAGAUUGAAUAUAAUAAUUGGUUCGAUUAUGAAUCGGCGACGUAGCCGGAUUAGAUCUCAGGAUAAAAAUCAUUAAAACUAUCAAAAAUAUAUAAAUCAUUCAUAUAUUUAUAAUUUUUUUGUGUUAAAUUCUUAUAUUUUAAUUAUGUAUCAUAUUUACUAAGAAAGCCUCUGUUUUUCAAUGUUUUUAUCUAAGAAAAGUUUAUAAUUAUUAAUCAUCUUCUACCGGUGACUACUGUCUGAAAAUGUAACACCUUACUGAGAGUAUAUACUUAUAUCUAAUUUUACGUCAAAGAAAGAUCGAUUAAUCGGACAGUGAACCCGUGAGUAAAUAACAUGAUAUAUAUGUUUUUUUUGGACCGUGUUGUUGUCAUAUUAUAUGAAAGGAACACAUCAUUUAGCCAAAUCGAAUAAGACAAAGAAAGAUUAGUUGACGAAAAGAUAUAAGAUAAAGAAAGACUUGGUAGGCUACAAUACUAUUUGUUUAAGACUAAGAGACCAAAGACUCCAUAAUAAACAUUUAUUUAGACAAUUUUAGCUACAGGUUUUCAGCAACCAAAAAAAAAAAAAAUUAGCUACAGGUGUGUUUUGCCACUAUAUAAAAUUUUCACAUCAAGAUAUAAUAUAAAACCUAUUUUUAGGUAUAACCUAAUAUGAUCAAUGUAGCAGUUGGCUAGAUGAGGAUGCAAGUUGGAGAGAGAUAAAUGCAAAAGGAGAUUGAGACUCUUCUAACCAGUAAUAUAUUCCAUUGUUGGAGAUGAUAUCUUUGAGAUGCAACCCACAUUUGCUUGAGAUUUGUAUGGAUUUAGUAUCACGUAAAUAAAAAGCUCUACAGAAACACUUGUAGUAUGGAUAACGUGUAUAACGUGAGCCAAUAAUCGUUCGCAAGUAGUAACAUGUACAGAUAUUCAACUUGUACCGUUUGUUAUCCUUGUUAUUAAAAAUGACAUUUCAGCAUUCAUAUUUCAAACGUCGCAUGGUUACGUUGGUCUGUCAACUUCAUUAUUUCCACAGAAAUGGACACAUGUUCUGAUGUGCACCUACUAACCGCGUCUAGACAUUUGGCAAGAAAAUAAUCGUAAAUUAAGAACAAUUUUGGUGUGUUGACUUCAAUAGGUAACCAUAACAAACAUUAUAAAACACUUAUCCUUCUUCAUUUUUCAUGUCUUCAACACAUAUUUCAAACAUAACACAAAAUGACGAACUUCUCUCGGUCGUGGAAACAUGAUCAAGUGUUCAUCAGUUUCAGAGGUAAACCUCUAAGAAAAAAUUUUGUGAGCCAUCUAAAAGAAGAAUUAAAGAGGAGCAAAAUCAACUUUUUCAUUGACGAGGAUGAGACGAGAGGGAGACGGAUAGCAACACUCUUUGAAACAAUCAGAGAGUCAGGUGUUGCACUCAUACUCUUGUCAAACAAGUACUCCGACUCAGAGUGGUGCUUAGACGAGCUUGUAGAGAUCAAGAAGCAAAUGGAGACGGGGUAUCUUGACGCUUUUCCUGUAUUCUACGAAGUGAAAUCUGCCUCCAUCAAGAGCCAGACUGGUUGCUUCGGUAACACUCUCCUUAAAACUGAGAAUAAAGUUCGCAGAAAAGUUGAUCGUGGAAGCUACAAGUCCAUACUUGAAACAGAGGCUAGGAUUUGGGGAUGGAGGCAAGCUUUAGUCUAUAUUGGUGGAUCAUUCGGCUUUUCUCAUAAAAAAAGAAGACCGGACGGGCCUUUAAUUAUUAAUAUUGUGGUUCAACUUAAGAAAAUGUUAGAUGAAAUUUCUUAUCGAAGAAAUUAUCUUUUUAUCAUAGAGAAGUCUCUGAUGCAUCCCCAGGAGGCAUUAACGUCCUUAUUACAAGCUCUAAACAUUAAGAAGUCAGAUCUUGAAGAUCUUAUUACAAGGCCGUUCAUUCAGACCAGAGGCACUGAUCAUCUGGUUUUUCUUGACCUGAUCUCUCUUAAAAAUCCUAUCCUCGGUCAGCGGCUAAUCAAGCGUGUUCAGGAUGGAAUGAUUUUCUUGGUGUUGCUAGGUUCUGUUGACGGCUCCGUUGAGGAUGUUGAUUUCAAGCCUCGCUUGUUGUCCAGGAAACCUCGACUAUUUCCUGGUAACAAGCUUAUUGUCUCCCCUCAAGAAAUUCAAGAGCAACGCUACUUUUCACCAGUUCAAGUCAGCAAUGUGUUAGCAAUGGCAGAGAGUAAUGAAAAUACUCGGAAUCGUCUUGGUGUAGAUAAAAACUCCGAUUGUUCUUUGACCUGCUUUUCAUUGUUAUGCAACAUUAUGAAACGUUUUGAAAUGAUGAUAAACCCUCCUCCGCCUAGAGUGUUCAUCAGUUUCGGCGAGAAGCAGCUCAAAAUGAACCUAGUAAGUUCUCUGAAAACAGAAUUUGAAUCAAACGAAAUCUCGGUAUAUAUAGAAGAUGAGACAAAGGAGAGGAUCAAAGAGUCAAAGGUUGCAAUAGUUGUCUUCUCAGACAAGUACCCUGAGUCACCACAGUGUCUUGAUGAGCUCGUUGAGAUCAAGAAGCUUAUGGACGCAGGAGAGAUCACUCCCUUCCCUAUUUUCUACAAGCUGAAGGAUGUUCCUAGGCUAGCUCAAUCAGUUAAACAACUGAAGGGUUGUUUCCGUAAUAGGCUUCUCAAGAUAGAACAAGAAGUGCACAAAACCGUCAAUAGGGACAAUGUGAACUCUAUACUAGAUACCGAAGCUAGAAUCUGGGAUUGGAGACAAGCGAUCUCGUCCAUUUCCUCAAGACCAGGCUUGAGCAAUGAAAAUAGCUCUGAUCCAGUGUUCUUCACUGAUGUCGUGACCAAGGUCAAAGAACUGUUUGAAUUUAAGGCUAUACCGAAGAAGUCAAGUUCCUAUAUAAUUACUAAUCAAGUGAUUGAAGAAAAGCCUAUAAUGCAUCGACAGAAGACAGCACCAGCAAUACCAACAGUCAAAUCCCUAGAUGAUGACUUAUUCUACUCCCUACCUUCGUUCUUACAAGCUCUAGACCUUGAAAUUACUGACCUUGAGGGCUUCACCGAGAUGCACAAUGGUCUCAUAUCUCUGAGCCUAAAAAGACACACUAAUCUAGUAUGUCUGAACUUGGGUUCUCUUGAAAAGCUGGUCCAUUUCCGGUGUUCUGACUCAUUCGAAUUCCUUAGUCAGGGUUUUGGUCUGAAUCAUCCCGGUAUCAGCAGAUUUGAAGAGCCUUCCCGGGUCCUUGCAAUAGAAUCAUCUCAACCCCAACAACGGUUUGAUAACGUCUUAUCGUCUCAUCUCAAAAUCACCAAUAUCACAUAAACCAGAUUCAAAUCCAUAGCAAGUCCAAUAUGCAUACCUCGUUACAAAUAACCACUCUGUUUUCUUUUACGUCUCUUAAAAUAUAGAUGAUACUUCUAUUAACCUUAAACUUAAAUUUACAGAUUAAACAACUUCAGAAGCAAACAUGUUUUGAGAUGUGUUUGAGUUAGAGACAGGACGCUUUAUUUGGUACUUGGGCGUCACGUUAAGCCCUGUCUAGCUUUACUUCAAAUAAUCAAGAUGUACGAUCCGAUUCAAAUAGUUUUGUCUCGUGAAGCUUUGUCAUUUAUUCAAUAAAGUCCACCCCAUUUCAUAAAACGUUUACUUAUGUAUUUAUAAAAGAAAAAUAAAACGUUUUCAUCUUCACAUGAGCCUUCUCCUGGAGUAGCAACGUUGGAGCUUCACUUCAUCAAUGGGAAUAGAACUUUCAGGGAAGUUACACGGCACAACCGUCCCCGGCUGCUUCUCCGGCAACAACUGACACGGCUCCGGAGUCACACCGCUCGUGUAACCAGACACGUCAG